This is a messenger RNA of Salarias fasciatus (jewelled blenny), 1194 nucleotides long. RefSeq names its product tryptophan 2,3-dioxygenase a (gene tdo2a). The record is from RefSeq and is a predicted model, not a curated record. Bases 1 to 1194 code for a protein of 397 amino acids. NCBI's taxonomy places the organism in Eukaryota, Metazoa, Chordata, Actinopteri, Blenniiformes, Blenniidae. Gene Ontology annotation, molecular function: metal ion binding; L-tryptophan 2,3-dioxygenase activity; heme binding. The transcript has 12 exons.
AUGGACAGGUUAUUCAAAAACAAACCUCCUCAAACAGAAGAGGAUGACGAUCCCGCUCAGGCCGGAGUCAACAAGGCCAGUAAAGGAGGAAUCAACUACGGAGUGUACCUGCAGCUGGACAAAGUAAUCUCAGCUCAAGUCCUGCAAAGUGAGCUGAAGGGCAAUAAGAUCCACGAUGAACACCUCUUCAUCGUCACUCAUCAAGCUUAUGAGCUGUGGUUCAAGCAGAUCCUGUUCGAGCUGGACUCGGUGCGAGAGAUCUUCAUCAGCGGACACGUCCGAGACGAGCGCAACAUGCUGAAAGUGAACACCCGCAUCCACAGGAUCGUCAUGAUCUUCAGACUCUUAGUGGACCAGUUUGCCGUUUUGGAAACGAUGACGGCUCUGGACUUUUUCGACUUUAGGGAAUACCUGGCUCCAGCCUCCGGCUUCCAGAGCCUUCAGUUUCGACUCCUGGAAAAUAAAAUCGGGGUCCCCGACAACCUGCGGGUUCCCUACAACAGACGGCAUUACAGGGACAACUUCAAGGGCCACGAGAACGAGAUGCUGCUGGCCACGGAGAAGGAGCCCACUCUGCUGAAGCUGGUGGAGGAGUGGCUGGAGAGAACUCCUGGCUUGGAGGAGGACGGGUUUAAUUUCUGGAAAAUGCUGGAAAUCAAUAUCUUUGAUGGGUUGAAUCAGGAGGAGAAGAAGAUCCAGGAAAUGUCAGACGGCGAGGAGAAGGAGGAACUGAUGGCCGAGCUGGUCAAACAGAAGGAGGUCUUCACGUCUCUGUUUGACGAGAAGCGCCACGCCCACCUCGUCAGCAAAGGUGAGAGGCGGCUCUCCUACAAGGCUCUGCAAGGCGCCCUGAUGAUUUACUUCUACAGGGAAGAGCCGCGCUUCCAGGUUCCUUUCCAGCUGCUCACAUCCCUCAUGGAUAUUGACACCCUGAUGACAAAGUGGAGAUACAAUCAUGUGUGCAUGGUGCACCGGAUGAUUGGCAGCAAAGCUGGCACCGGCGGCUCGUCUGGAUACCACUACCUGAGAUCCACCGUCAGUGACCGCUACAAAGUGUUUGUGGACUUGUUCAACCUGGCAAAUUUCCUGGUGCCUCGCCACUGGGUGCCCAAGAUGAAUCCCAACGUUCACACCUUCCUGUACAUGGCCGAGUGCUGCGACAGCUCCUACUGCAGCAGCGAGGACUCAGACUAG